AUGAGUGAUAAUAGCAGUAACAGACCUCCUGAACUUGAUAAUUUACUGAAAUUGGAUGGUUAUCUGUGGAAUUAUCAGAAUGAAAUUUGUCGCAGAUAUGGAGUGUUCCUUGAUUAUUCAAAAAAAAUUGCAGAGUGUGGUGGAUGGGAAACAUUCACAACAGCUUAUCGAGAAUAUGGUGUUGUGGUAUUGAAAGAUAAUUCAAUUCGCUGUCUGGAAUGGGCACCAGGAGCAGAAGCUUUAUCGUUAGUGGGGGAUUUCAACAAUUGGAAUACUGAAUGUCAUCCAUACAAAAAACUGGAAUAUGGCAAAUGGGAAUUAAUUAUUCCAGCUGAUAAAGAUGGUAAUUGCCCAAUUAAGCACGGAUCAAUAAUUAAGGUCGCAGUGAAAAAGAACGGUGUAUUUCAUUUUAAAUUAUCCCCUUGGGCGCAUUAUGUUACACGACCGAAAGAGACAACAGUUUACCACAUGCCCUUUUAUAACCCUCCAGAAUCGGAACGUUAUUAUUUCAAACAUCCAAAACCAUCAAAACCAAAAUCGUUACGGAUUUAUGAAGCACAUGUUGGAAUAUCUAGUAAGGAAGGGAAGGUUAAUAGCUACAAGAAUUUUGCGAAUGACGUUAUUCCGAGAAUCAAAAAGCAAGGUUAUAAUGCCAUUCAGUUAAUGGCAAUUAUGGAGCAUGUUUACUAUGCCAGUUUCGGUUAUCAGAUAACUAGUUUUUUCGCAGCAUCAAGUCGUUGCGGGACACCAGAAGACUUAAAAUAUCUCGUAGACAAAGCACACGAAGCAGGUAUCAUUAUCUUACUUGAUGUGGUACAUUCGCAUGCCUCAAAGAAUGUGGACGAUGGAUUGAAUGAGUGGGAUGGUACUCAAAACAAAUACAGCUUCGAUGGAUUUCGAUUUGAUGGUGUAACGUCAAUGUUAUACCACUCCCACGGAAUUGCUGAUGCAUUAGAUGGUGGUUACGAUAUGUAUUUCGGUCUGAAUGUUGAUACCGACUCACUUAUUUAUCUGAUGCUUGCGAAUUCGUUCCUGCACCGCAAAUUCCCUAGUAUUGUGACGAUUGCUGAAGAAGUAAGUGGUAUGCCAGCGUUAUGUCGACCAGUCGAAGAGGGUGGACAAGGUUUCGAUUAUCGCUUAGCAAUGGCAGCACCGGAUUUAUGGAUUAAACUUCUCAAACAUUUUUCGGAUGAAAACUGGGAUAUUUCUAAUUUGGUAUUCACGUUGGAAAAUAGAAGGUAUGCUGAGAAACAUAUUGCAUACGCUGAAUCACACGACCAAGCUCUUGUUGGUGAUAAGACGAUUGCGUUUUGGUUGAUGGAUAAAGAAAUGUACGAUUGCAUGUCUGAUACAAUACCAUUAACUCCAAUAAUUGAGCGUGGUAUAGCAUUACAUAAAAUGAUUCGACUUAUCACAUGUGGAUUAGGUGGCGAAGCAUGGUUGAAUUUUAUUGGCAACGAAUUUGGUCAUCCAGAAUGGCUUGAUUUUCCUCGUGUGGGCAACAAUGAAUCAUUUCAUUAUUGCCGAAGGCAGUGGAAUUUAGUAGAUGAUGAGCUUCUUCGAUAUAAAUAUUUGAAUAAUUUUGAUCGCUCUAUGAAUGAAUUGGAAGAGAAACAUCAUUUCCUCUCACGUGGACCGGCGUACACUUCAUGGAAACAUCAAGAGGAUAAAGUAAUAGCAUUCGAACGUGCUGAUCUUCUGUUUAUUUUCAAUUUUCAUACAUGCAAGAGUUUCUCAGAUUAUAAAAUUGGUAUCGAAGUAGCAGGAGAGUAUGCAUUGGCAUUGAGUAGUGAUGACACCGAAUUUGGUGGUUUUAAUCGACUGGACAAAAAUCAUCAUUACUUUACUUUCCCAGAAGGUUAUGCAGGUCGGCGAAAUCAUCUUUUUGUAUAUAUUCCGUGUCGUGUUGCUAUAGUCUUGGAGAAAGUUCCCUGA
Messenger RNA from Cercopithifilaria johnstoni, 1935 nucleotides. NCBI's taxonomy places the organism in Eukaryota, Metazoa, Nematoda, Chromadorea, Rhabditida, Onchocercidae. The record is from the annotation of a GenBank genome assembly.